Molecule: messenger RNA, 844 nt
Organism: Sesamum indicum (sesame)
Lineage: Eukaryota; Viridiplantae; Streptophyta; Magnoliopsida; Lamiales; Pedaliaceae
Cellular component (GO): nucleus
Molecular function (GO): RNA binding
Source: RefSeq, a predicted model, not a curated record
AAUGUUGGGGUUACAGUCAGGGCGAAACCCCCUCUCCACCUCUCCUACACGGGAAAUAAAGCUGAAUAUUUCCUCUUCGUCUGCUGAUUACUCUCCGGAAGAACUAUACAUAUACAUACAUACACAUCCAAUUGCAGCAAUUGUUAUCGCAUAUGCUAAUUACUCCUGGCCCUCUCCAGAUCAGGCUUUAAGCUCAGAAUAUUUGGUGCUGUAACGCUAAAAUCAAUCGAUUCUGAGUAAAUCGAAUUGAUAAAGAUGGAGGAAAUCACAGAGGGAGUCACCAACAUUAGCAUCUCUGGGGACUCUCAGAAGAAGAAUCGAAUCCAGGUUUCCAACACCAAGAAGCCCCUAUUUUUCUAUGUCAACCUCGCUAAGAGGUACAUGCAACAGCAUAAUGAGGUGGAGCUUUCUGCUCUCGGGAUGGCUAUUUCCACUGUUGUCAGUGUUGCUGAGAUCCUGAAGAACAAUGGGUUUGCGGUAGAAAAGAAGAUCAUGACUUCCACUGUUGAGAUCAGAGAUGAAUCAAGAGGGCGACCAAUCUCAAAAGCAAAAAUUGAGAUAGUAUUGGGGAAGACAGAAAAAUUUGAUGAAUUGAUGGCAGCUGCUGCAGAGGAGAGAGCUGGAGAUGUUGAAGAGCAAAGUUAGAGAUGGUUUUUUCAUCUUUUGGUUGUUUGGUAUCUGUUUUGUUAUAUUAGAAGCUUCUGGUUCAGGUGAUAAUUUAUGCAACUUCUAAGUAGAACUUAAAGUUUUAGACAACUAGGAUCUCCUCCAAUGAGUUCGGCACCUGCGAAACUUCUUAGCAUCCGAAACAGAUUUCUACCAAUCAAAAUCAGUUUCAUUUGAA